Molecule: messenger RNA, 8949 nt
Organism: Psammomys obesus (fat sand rat)
Lineage: Eukaryota; Metazoa; Chordata; Mammalia; Rodentia; Muridae
Gene: Kif21b
Product: kinesin family member 21B
Exons: 35
Coding region: 270-5147 (1625 amino acids)
Biological process (GO): mitotic spindle organization; microtubule-based movement
Molecular function (GO): ATP binding; microtubule motor activity; microtubule binding
Source: RefSeq, a predicted model, not a curated record
UGUAGGGAGCUGCGGGUCUCACCGCCUGCUGUCAGCUAGCUCAGCGCCUCCGAGCGAUGGCUGGAGGAAACUCGCGGCACCAGCCCCGUGGGGCCGGCCGCGGGUGAGCCCCUCUGCCGCCUUCUGCGAGCAUGUCACCUCCAGCCUGCGAGGUCGCUUUCGCUAGCCGUGUCGGUGCCUCCGCCUCCUGCAGCCGCAGCCGCUGCCUGGAGCAGUGGCCCCCGGACCCCCGCCCCUGAUCCGCGCCCAGACCCUGGUGCCAGAGGACCAUGGCUGGCCAAGGCGACUGCUGCGUCAAAGUGGCCGUCAGGAUCCGGCCCCAGCUAUCAAAGGAGAAGAUUGAAGGCUGUCACAUCUGUACCUCUGUCACCCCUGGGGAGCCCCAGGUCCUUCUGGGGAAGGACAAGGCCUUCACCUAUGACUUUGUCUUUGACCUGGACACCUGGCAGGAGCAGAUCUAUUUGACCUGUGUGAACAAGCUCAUUGAAGGCUGCUUCGAGGGCUAUAAUGCCACCGUACUGGCCUAUGGACAGACAGGGGCCGGAAAGACAUACACUAUGGGUACUGGCUUCGACACAGUGACAUCAGAAGAGGAGCAGGGCAUCAUCCCAAGAGCCAUUGCACACCUCUUCAGGGGCAUCGACGAACGCAAGCGGCGAGCACAGGAACAGGGCAUGACUGGGCCUGAGUUCAAAGUCAGUGCCCAAUUCCUGGAGCUCUACAAUGAAGAGAUCCUUGACCUGUUUGACAGCACCCGUGACCCUGACGCCCGCCACCGAAGGUCCAACAUCAAGAUCCAUGAGGAUGCCAAUGGUGGCAUCUAUACCACAGGUGUCACUUCCCGCCUCAUCAACUCCCAGGAGGAGCUGAUCCAGUGCCUGAAGCAGGGAGCCCUGUCGCGCACCACAGCCAGUACCCAGAUGAAUGUUCAGAGCUCCAGAUCGCACGCCAUCUUCACCAUCCACCUGUGCCAGAUGCGUGUGUGUGCCCAGCCUGACCUGGUGAAUGAGACAGUGACUGGGCUUCCGGAUGGAGCAGCCCCCACGGGCACUGAGUAUGAGACACUCACUGCUAAGUUUCACUUUGUGGACUUGGCCGGCUCAGAGCGGUUGAAGCGGACAGGGGCGACCGGAGAACGGGCCAAGGAGGGCAUCUCCAUCAACUGUGGUCUGCUGGCCUUGGGCAAUGUGAUCAGCGCCUUGGGAGACCAGAGCAAGAGGGUCGUGCAUGUGCCCUACAGGGACUCCAAGCUCACUCGGCUGCUCCAGGAUUCUCUUGGAGGCAAUAGCCAGACCAUCAUGAUUGCCUGUGUGAGCCCCUCGGAUCGAGACUUCAUGGAGACGCUUAAUACUCUCAAGUAUGCCAAUCGGGCCCGCAACAUCAAAAACAAGGUUGUGGUGAACCAGGACAAGACCAGCCAGCAAAUCAGCGCACUGCGAGCUGAGAUUGCACGCCUGCAGAUGGAACUGAUGGAGUACAAAGCGGGCAAGCGGGUUAUCGGGGAGGACGGUGCAGAGGGCUACAGUGACCUGUUUCGGGAGAAUGCCAUGCUACAGAAGGAGAACGGGGCACUGCGGCUCCGAGUGAAGGCCAUGCAGGAGGCCAUUGAUGCCAUCAACAACCGGGUCACACAGCUCAUGAGCCAGGAGGCCAACCUGCUUCUGGCCAAGGCUGGUGAUGGCAAUGAGGCCAUUGGUACUCUGCUCCAGAACUACAUCCGGGAGAUUGAGGAGCUUCGAACAAAGCUCCUGGAGAGUGAGGCCAUGAAUGAGUCCCUCCGCAGAAGCCUCUCACGGGCUUCAGCUCGGAAUCCCUAUUCCCUGGGAGCAUCUCCAGUAGGUCCAGCCUUUGGUGGCAGCCCGGCCACCUCCAUGGAAGAUGCUUCUGAAGUGAUUCGAAGGGCCAAGCAAGACCUGGAACGCCUGAAAAAGAAAGAGGUCAGGCAGCGAAGGAAGAGCAGCCCAGAGAAAGAAGCCUUCAAAAAGAGGGCAAAGCUCCAGCAGGAAAACAGUGAGGAGACUGAUGAAAAUGAGGCUGAGGAGGAGGAGGAAGAGCGAGAUGAGAGUGGCUGUGAGGAGGAGGAAGGGCGUGAGGAUGAGGAUGAAGACUCGGGCAGUGAAGAGAGCCUGGUAGACUCAGACUCCGACCCUGAAGGAAAGGAAGUGAACUUCCAGGCAGACCUGGCGGACUUGACAUGCGAGAUUGAGAUCAAGCAAAAACUGAUUGACGAGCUGGAGAACAGCCAGCGGCGGCUGCAGACCCUCAAGCACCAGUACGAGGAGAAGCUCAUUCUGCUGCAGAACAAGAUCCGAGACACGCAGCUGGAGCGCGACCGCGUGCUGCAGAACCUCAGCACCAUGGAGUGCUACACAGAGGAGAAGGCCAACAAGAUAAAGGCAGAUUAUGAGAAGAGGCUGCGGGAGAUGAACCGGGACCUGCAGAAGCUACAGGCUGCUCAAAAGGAGCAUGCCAGGCUACUCAAGAACCAGUCCCGCUAUGAAAGGGAGCUGAAGAAGCUACAGGCAGAGGUAGCAGAGAUGAAGAAGGCCAAGGUAGCACUCAUGAAGCAGAUGCGUGAGGAACAGCAGCGGCGACGACUGGUGGAGACCAAGAGGAACCGGGAGAUUGCUCAGCUCAAGAAGGAGCAACGGAGGCAGGAGUUUCAGAUACGGGCCCUGGAGUCUCAGAAGCGCCAGCAAGAAAUGGUCCUGAGGAGGAAAACUCAGGAGGUUUCUGCACUGAGACGCUUGGCAAAGCCCAUGUCUGAGCGAGUGGCUGGGCGUGUAGGAUCGAAGCCCCCCAGCCUGGAUUCUGGGGCUGAGGUGUCUGCCAGUACUACCUCAUCUGAGGCUGAAUCGGGGGCGCGCUCUGUCUCCAGCAUAGUGCGUCAGUGGAACCGGAAAGUCAACCACUUCCUGGGGGACCAUCCUGCAGCCACUGUCAAUGGCACCCGCCCAGCCAGGAAGAAGUUCCAAAAGAAGGGAGCCAGCCAAAGCUUCAGUAAGGCUGCAAGACUCAAGUGGCAGUCCCUGGAGCGGAGGAUCAUCGACAUUGUCAUGCAGAGAAUGACCAUCGUCAACCUGGAAGCUGAUAUGGAGCGUCUCAUAAAGAAAAGGGAGGAGCUCUUCCUCCUACAGGAGGCGCUGCGGAGGAAGCGGGAGCGCCUGCAGGCGGAGAGCCCUGAGGAGGAGAAGGGACUACAGGAGCUGGCUGAGGAGAUCGAGGUGUUGGCAGCCAACAUUGACUACAUCAACGACAGCAUCACGGACUGCCAAGCCACCAUCGUGCAGCUGGAGGAAACCAAGGAGGAGCUGGACUCAACAGACACAUCGGUGGUCAUUAGCUCCUGCUCCCUGGCUGAAGCCCGCCUACUGCUAGACAACUUCCUCAAGGCGUCCAUUGACAAGGGACUACAGGUAGCACAGAAGGAAGCCCAGAUCCGGCUGCUGGAAGGUCGCCUGAGACAAACAGACAUGACUGGCUCUUCCCAGAACCACUUGCUCCUAGAUGCUUUGCGUGAGAAGGCCGAGGCACACCCCGAGCUGCAGGCCCUCAUCUAUAAUGUGCAGCACGAGAAUGGCUAUGCAAGCACAGAUGAGGAGGUUUCAGAGUUCUCUGAGGGGAGCUUUUCCCAAUCAUUCACUAUGAAAGGCUCUACCAGCCAUGAUGACUUCAAGUUCAAGGGUGAGCCCAAGCUAUCUGCGCAAAUGAAGGCCGUGUCUGCGGAGUGCCUGGGACCCCCACUGGACAGCUCCACCAAGAACAUCACCAAGUCCCUGGCCUCCCUCGUGGAGAUCAAAGAGGAUGGAGUGGGCUUCUCUGUCCGGGACCCCUACUACCGGGACAAGGUCUCACGCACCGUCAGCCUGCCCACCCGGGGCAGCACUUUCCCUCGGCAGUCUCGAGGUGGUGCGGACACAUCUCCUCUGACCAGGAGGAAGUCUUAUGACCGGGGACAGCCCAUCAGAUCCGCAGACAUGGGCUUUACACCGCCAUCAUCACCUCCUACCCGUCCCCGUAAUGACCGAAACGUCUUCUCUCGUCUCACCAGCAAUCAGAGCCAGGGGUCAGCACUGGACAAGUCUGAUGACAGCGACUCCUCUUUGUCGGAGGUCCUGAGGGGCAUCAUCACCCCCAUUGGAGGAGUAAAGGGAGCACGGACGGCCCCAUUGCAGUGUGUCUCCAUGGCCGAGGGCCACACCAAGCCCAUCCUCUGCCUGGAUGCCACCGAUGAGUUGCUUUUCACAGGGUCCAAAGACCGUAGCUGCAAGAUGUGGAACCUGGUGACAGGGCAGGAGAUCGCAGCUCUCAAGGGCCACCCCAACAACGUGGUCUCUAUCAAAUACUGCAGCCACUCGGGGCUGGUGUUCUCUGUGUCCAGCUCCUACAUCAAGGUCUGGGACAUCCGUGACUCGGCCAAGUGCAUUCGGACACUCACGUCCUCAGGCCAGGUGAUCUCAGGAGAUGCUUGCAUAGCUACAUCCACACGUGCCAUCACCAGUGCCCAGGGGGAGCAUCAGAUUAACCAGAUGGCCCUCAGCCCCUCAGGCACCAUGCUCUAUGUCGCCUCUGGCAAUGCUGUUCGCAUCUGGGAGCUCAACAGGUUCCAGCCCAUUGGCAAACUGACUGGCCACAUUGGCCCAGUGAUGUGCCUGACAGUCACCCAGACUUCCAACCAGCAUGACCUCGUGGUGACUGGCUCCAAGGACCACUAUGUGAAGAUGUUCCAGCUGGGCGACUGUGUGAUGGGCACCAUUGGCCCAACCCACAACUUUGAGCCCCCUCACUAUGAUGGUAUCGAAUGCCUGGCCAUCCAAGGAGACAUACUGUUCAGUGGCUCCAGGGACAAUGGCAUCAAGAAGUGGGACCUCGAACAGCAGGAGCUCAUUCAGCAAAUCCCCAAUGCUCACAAGGAUUGGGUAUGUGCCCUGGCCUUCGUUCCCGGCCGGCCCAUGCUGCUGAGCGCCUGCCGGGCAGGCUUCAUCAAGGUCUGGAAUGUGGACAACUUCACACCCAUUGGUGAGAUCAAGGGCCACGACAGCCCCAUCAACGCCAUCUGCACCAACAGCAAGCAUAUCUUCACAGCCUCCAGUGACCUGACGGUGAAGUUCUGGAGCAUGCGGCGGCUUCCAGCAGCCCACCCUUGAAGUUAGGGCUGAGGGUGAUCAGACCCUCAGACCCAGCAGCCUACACAGCAUGGAGAGGAAGCUGAUCAGACCAGCCAGGUGCACUGAGGACAGAGGGUGUGGUCCUUCUCUUGCUCUGCUUCCUCCAAAGUCCCCUCUGUCCCUCCCCAGCCUCCUGAGAAAGGAGAGGCUGAGGAGGGAAUUAUUAAGCUGUGAAGCCAAACGGCAUGAUUCCCCUCCCCCAUCAACCAGUCCCUGCCCUCCUCCCGACUGGCCACAAGGUCUACUGCUGAGCCAGCCCUGAUGCCUCUCUUCCAGGCCCUCAGCCCAGGGUGAGACUGAGGGAGAAGCAGCCCUAGCCCCACCCCCAUCCAUCUAACUUCCAGUGAGCUAGCCUCUUCCAGUGUCCCCACCGCUGGAGCCACUGCACCUGCCUCUGAGCCCACCAAGGUAGUUCUCAGGUAACCAUGGAAACCAGACAUAAGCAGCUGAGUCCUGAAGCUGACCCUAAAUCCUACAGCCACCAACAACCAAUUCCAAUGGGGCCCAGUCAUUCCCCAAGGCCCCAUUCUGCUGGGGCCUCGGCGGAGCUGCUUAAACAAUUCCUUUGGGAAGAAGGUCAGCAAUACUGCAGUUAUUUAAUUUAUUGAUUUUUUUAAAUUAUUUUUAUGUUUUGCUGUUGCCUCCUGGAAACUGACUUGAAGUUUCUUCCCAUCUUCUUCCCUCUGCUCCUGGCGAGGGGUCUUCUCUCUGGUGUUCCUGGGGCCCCGCUCUGCUUGCUCUGCAACCGAGGGGAAGGCCCACUCCACCCUUUGCAGCUCUGGCCAUUGUCCCAGUUCUGCCCACCCCAGCAGACCUUCUAGUAUAGACCAGGCCUCUAGGCAGCCUGAUGCCAUAGUGCCUUCCUCCAUCCUGGGGCCUGGCAUCAUGCUGGGCAGCCUUACACCAACCAUGCCCACAGCCCACAUGUGUCUUCUACUUCUGGGCCUUGUGCCCACAGCCCCUUAAAGGUCCACCCCGACAGCCAGGACCAGGGAACCCAUGCUCCCCAGAGUCCUGUGUGGUCCAGUGGGAAGUAGCUUGGUAGACUGUCCACUAGGUAGGCUUGAGUAGUAAGACCAUCAAGUUCUUUGCCUAACCCCCCAGCCAAUUAUGUUUCCACCCCCAAGGGAGACAGGGGGCCUCCUCAGCUUCUUUUAGUUUUCUAGAAACAGGUUUUCAAGCCUUAAAAUCAGCCUGGGCCAAAGGUCCCUCCCUUUUAGGCUGGCAUGAGGAGGUACCGACUCCACCCCCGCUUCUUCCCUUGGUGCUGUGGGCUUAGCUGCUGGGAUGAGGUGGAAUCGGUGUCUGGCGCCCCCUCUUGGAACAACUCUGAAUUUAUAGGACUAGGCCUUGAGGGCCCAGCUCUCUUCCUCACCCCGUCUUUCCCUGCCCUUAAACCGGUCCAUACUUACUCUACUGCUUCACUAUCUUGUGCUUUCUGGUCUCAUUCUGGAGCCGUGAACCCCAGCUCUAUUCAGAGGACGUGGUGGCUUGUGGACUUUGGAAAGCUAGCAUAGCGCAUCUGCACCUAGCUCAUCUCCCUCUAUGGUGGCUACAUUGGUGCAAGCCGUCUCAGAGCUGCGUCUGAGGCUGACACUAAGACUGUCCCGCCGAUUGGUGGCCCCUGCCGGACGUGGUGUUAGGUCUGGGGAAGUGGGUAUUUGGGACCAUGCGCCUGGAAAGCGGUCAGCUGAAACCUGGACAGUCUGUCUGCAGUGACCAGAAACCCUCCUUCCUCUGCUCAUUCCAGGAGUGUUAAGAAACUUCCUUAGCACUCAGAAGCAACCACAUCUUCAUCUCCUCCUUCCAGUUCCCAAGUGGAAAGCCUGGACCUUACACCCUGUAAGAAAACCCAGAAUCCACCUGCAUGACUGUUUACAAACUACAGAAACACAUGAGACUUGUAUCCCGACCCUAUGGGCUGGGCUGCCCCAACAUGGGGUACCUGUACUGUAGAGCUGCAAGGCCAGUUCUUGCACAAAGUGUGUGGUCUUACAGCCCACGAGAGGUGCUCACCGCCAUUGCCCCCUCUGCCAUUCCUGAUGGGCCACUACCUCAUGGUGGGGCUGCUAUGCUGUCCCAGCGAGUGUCAUUGACUAAACUUGAAAUACUUCGGAGCUCUGAGCACAUCAUCUCCGAGCCAUUCUGAGCUGUGUUCUGGGAAUGUUGGAGUCCCUGUCCACUCUUUUAAGGGUGUCCAAGGUACAUAAUCAGGGGCCCCCAGCUCCACUCAUUGCACAAACGGCCGACAUGUUGGAAGCACAAACUGGUUGGAAUUUGAGCACAAUAGCAGGCCUCUGGGCAGACAGUAUGAGCAAACUUGGGCCGAGGCAGUCUUUCCCAGAUGGCCUGAGUCUUAAAUGAGACUAGGAAUGCCCCUGUCCUCUGGAACUUGUCAUACUACUUCUUGUGUUCAUCUUGAGACUUGAGGCCCAGGCCACAUCUGUAUGCUGUGGGGCCCUCCCUAGAUCCCCCACACCCCAGGCCUUUAAAAACACAAGUACAGCUCUACCCUACCAUGCUAAGUCUGAAGAGCCUGGCCCUGGGCUUCCAUCUCCUGAGCUAAUGCCCACAUCCAUGCUUCUGAAGCUGAAGAACUUCUAUCUAGAUGGAAAGUGUCUACUGUCCCCAAUCUCUUAGGCCUUCUCUGCACAGUCCUGGGCCAGGACCCAUUCCAGUAUUAACCAAUUCAGUGUUUGCUCUUGUUGGAGAGACAUGACUCUACAGCAGCCAGCUCCCAGAAGGCUGUGCCUGGAGCAGCCUUUAGAGACUGCCCAAGGAGAAAGAGAAUGUAAAGAACAAGAGGCUGACCCAGCCCAGCCCUUGAUGUGGUCAGAAUGCCACCACCAACUACUUGAAAAGGGACAGCUAUGGAUUAGGAAGUAGCCUCCCAGCUGCAGUCUGGGAAUUGCCUGUGGCUUGGGCAAAGGGCAUUAUAAAGCACGAAGCCACGCUGGGAAGAUGCUGCCUCCCUGGGCAUCCCCAUGCUAACCGUUGUGGUGGCAGCGCAGGUGGGAAGCUGAUGUGAAGUCAGGACACUGCAUCUCUGCCCUGCCCUCUCCCAGCUCUUGGAGGCUUCCCUGGAGUCUGGCCUGGGUGCAGGCACACCCCCUUGCCUGGUAUGUUUGUGUGGGCAGGACCUGCCCUGCAGGAGCAGUGAAUUCCUUCCCUUCAUGCGGCCCAAAGCUGGGGCAUCUGUCCCUUUGUCUUUUCACACAAGAAACUUCUUACUGCAUCCUUUGCUGAGCACAGUGACCAGGGCCUCCGCAGACCUUCCUGAGCCCCGCUGUUCCCCACCUAACUCCCAGUCUUCACUGCUCCUUAUGAGCAAGAGCAGAAUCUGCAGGGAAAGUUGUUCCUUUGACAUCAUCGGUCUGCCCCCGUGCCCACCUCCCUUCAUCGCCAGCACCCAGCUGACCUCCCUUCGCCUCCUCCCCUCCACCUCCCUAAAGGAUUUGUCAGAAAGUGGAAAGUCGGUACUACUGAGAGUCAGAAAAGACCACUGAUGUCUUGGGGCCCGCCCUGCCACCAGCUCUGGAGCUGUUGCCCCUGCCUAGGUUGCAGGCUCUCGUUUGGCUUGUACGCUCUCCUGUGACGCGGUAGCACAAGGUGUGUAUGUUUUGUACCUCUGCUGAUGACUGUACAUAGUGUAUGAAAGUUAUUUAAGCCUCAUGCUGUACAUUUCUGUUCUGGAAUUGGAUGUGUGCGUUCUAAGAACUUGUCAUAAAUAAAACCCGAAUGACCAUCGUCCACAGACGUGUGGCUGGCGGGCUGUGGCUGA